AUGACUACCCUGACGCCCUUUUGGCUGAUGGCCAAGGCUAUGGCCGCUUCCUCGGCCUCUACAGUCUCAACACCACUGACUGUGCAGCACGCCAUCAGGGCGCCGUUAUCCCUGACUGCCACUGCCGAUUCCGUGCGACCUCCUUUACAGACCCAGUAUGAUGGCCCGUUUAAGGUUGUCAACCGCACACCUAAACACUUCCGUCUGCUCAUCAACGGCCGGGAAGGCCGCUUCCAGUUUGGCGGUGGGGGUACUUACGCCUUCUACGGGGGCCGUCAAGCAGCUGCACUAUGGGACGCCGUCGUGGUCGUGCCCGCGUACAGGGUAGGCGCCUUCGGUUUUCUCAACAUGCUCGUGCACGAGGCGCCCGGGAACGUCGGCCUGCUCGACCAGGCGCUUGCCAUCCGAUGGGUGCACAGGUACAUCCACCAUUUCGGUGGCGACAACCAACGCAUCACAUUGCUGGGCCAGGACGCUGGCGCCACAUCCAUCGGCUACCACCUGGCACGCAACGACACGCCGCCUAUACAACGCGCCAUACUAAUGAGCGGCUCGCCUUUCGUGCCGCAGCCCGACAAUGCGGGUCAGCGUGCCUUGCUGAACGGCAACGGACUGGCCGACGUGCUCGGCUGCGGCAGCAGACGAAGCUUGCAGGACGCCUCGGAGCGACGACGGGUCGUGGAGUGCCUCAGGAAGCGCAGCGCAUACGCCACGGUGUUGGCCGCCGACGAGUUGGCCACCAGCAGCGACACUGUCGUGUUUGGUCCCAGCAAGAACCGCGACUUUCCGUGGAAGUUAGCGAGCGCCGUCCUCUCCGAGACGAUGCUCAAGCGUGUCGACUUCCUAGUGGGCGUCUCCAAGGACGAAGGCACGUCGCACGUAUCCGAAUUGAUGCAGGCGUUCGGCUUAUCUGCCGACCAAACCCUGACACCCAGAAGGUAA
Messenger RNA from Rhipicephalus sanguineus (brown dog tick), 942 nucleotides. Its product is annotated as acetylcholinesterase. Bases 1 to 942 code for a protein of 313 amino acids. The record is from RefSeq and is a predicted model, not a curated record. Gene Ontology annotation, biological process: choline metabolic process; acetylcholine catabolic process. Lineage: Eukaryota; Metazoa; Arthropoda; Arachnida; Ixodida; Ixodidae. The transcript has 4 exons. Gene Ontology annotation, cellular component: plasma membrane. Gene Ontology annotation, molecular function: acetylcholinesterase activity.